This is a messenger RNA of Verticillium dahliae VdLs.17, 4224 nucleotides long. RefSeq lists its product as uncharacterized. The record is from RefSeq and is a predicted model, not a curated record. The transcript is spliced from 3 exons. Gene Ontology annotation, cellular component: nuclear pore outer ring. Gene Ontology annotation, biological process: transcription-dependent tethering of RNA polymerase II gene DNA at nuclear periphery; poly(A)+ mRNA export from nucleus; protein import into nucleus. Bases 1 to 4224 code for a protein of 1407 amino acids. NCBI's taxonomy places the organism in Eukaryota, Fungi, Ascomycota, Sordariomycetes, Glomerellales, Plectosphaerellaceae. Gene Ontology annotation, molecular function: protein binding; structural constituent of nuclear pore.
AUGUUCUCUCCAUCACAGCACGAAGGCGGUCCUGCCACUGCGACGAGGAGCCGUCGCAGACAGCGACCUCUGAGCUCCGACAAUCUGGUCCAGGCUCCCAAGGCCAAACGCCAGCGCCUACCACUUACGGAACAGACCUUCCAAAACCCCGACGCGAACGCAGCCCCAGCUGCCCCGGAGACCUAUGAAGUCAAGGCCGACAAGCCUGCGCAUUUCGACGCCAGGCAGGAUGGCUUCGGAUUCGAGAGCAACCCAUUCCCUAAGAAGGAGCUGAGCGUUCGCGCCAAGAAGCCCAAAGCUGCCGAUCGCGCGACCAAAGGAGACGGAAGUGUCAUUCUGACAACAAACAAUGCGUACACCGUCAGCAAGCUGCCCGCUUUGCCUGACCGCAUUCGAGUUGACGCGACAGGUAAGGACAGCGCAAAGACAACUUCCAGAAAUAACCACGUGGCUGACGUCGAAGUAGGUCAACAACAUGGCGACAUCUUCUCCAGUGGCUACGCCAUGAGUUUGAAUCACACGCACGCCAUCGUAUGGCCCUAUACCACUCCAACACAAUCCCCCGAAACCUUCACAUUCACGCUCCCUUAUCCAUCCAAGCAUGCAACCGAGCCGCUGCCGCUUGGAUCGCUCGUGUCGCCUUCUGCAUCGUCUACUGAGCCUGGAUUGGUUGUGGUCAUGCCUGUCAGCGGAAGGAUUACAUACUGGGAAUCGAUAUCGAGCGCUGCGACCCUAGAUUUCAUUCGACAGCAGCGACAUGGUGUCGAGGGGUCCAUCCCGGGCAUGUCAUCGGGAGAAAGAGUCAUCCAAAUCACCAACGCUGAGUCCGCAGGCUUUAUUCUGGCUUUUACCAGUGGCAGGCUGGCCUACAUGAGCGUCCGCGACACACAUGGCAGGCCCUUGGUCUCCGUCCAAUUCUUGCGGACAAGCCUUGCUUCUAGCACAGGAGGCAUCUUCGGCAGCAUCCGCCAUGCCUUCACGCAGCCGCAAGGCCGUGGCGACAUCGCAGCCGUCCGCGCGGAACGACACAUGCAGCCAGGCGAGCGAAAUAUUGUCGCAGCCACGUUGAAAGGAAGACUCCACGCUUGGAAGAUUCACAGGGGAGGAAAUCAUGACACCGUGGCGGAGGCCGAUAUCCGUGAGGAUGUCAUCAACGCCAUCCGAGAGGUUGACCCUCUAAGCGAGGAUUACCACCAAGACACGUUCGAGGUGCUCGAUUUUGCCUACGUUCCAAGGGAUAUGGAGGAAAAGUACCAAGACCUGAGCAGGCUCAGCAACGCGUUGGCGUCGAAAGACCGCGACCUGCAGCACCUGCUUCUUCUCGUGAGUCUGACCAAGAAGAAGGAAUCUCACUAUUCCCUAGUCGAGGUCAUCCUGUCGCCGAAGAGCGCAAGCAUCGGUAUGGUCCGGCCAAUCUCCUCUUUCAAGACCCGCUUCGCCCCUGUCAACCCAGCUCAGGCCACCAGACCUCGUCUUUAUCUCCCAAGGCCAGCUCUUGUCGCAUUUUUAGUGUUCGACAAGGCCGUCGUGGUGGCAUCCAUUGGGUGCCCGCCUGAGUCACCAGACUCGCAGCUGCAAGAAGACAACCAUAUUAUUCCUCCAACCUACGAAGACGUCAUCAGUUUGAGUGACAACAAUCUGGCCGAGAUUGUUGGCUCUGGGUACGAGGAACCACUCGCAGCCGGUAAAUUACAUGAGGACACAAAGACCCACCGUCACAAGACCAAGAAUCCAGCGACCGUGUUGAUGGUACGCGGCACAGGCAUUAUUCGUUUGACCACGACGGAAAUCGACAGAUUCGCCAGCGACCAACCACCCAAGGUCAACGCCAAGAGCAAGCUCGAGCAGGCCGUCUUUUUCGGCAACAAGCAGGACACCCCCCUCAACUUUGACGGUCGCCGCGGAGUCCAAUUUCCUGAUACUGAGAUGGCCGAAGCUGCUGUAGAACUGAGCCAAGAAAUCCUUGGCUCUUCUUCGCCUCAUAUUUCCACCGCGCCCGCGUCGCUCGAAGAGCACCUUAAGAGCCGGACGCUUGCCCUCGAGAGGCUGAUGUUCCACUUGAAAGUUCUCAAAGUCAACCUGGAUCGAUCAACGAGGUGGAAACUCUUGGCAGCCGCAGAGAAGAUGUUCGUAUCAUCACUUCUAUGGAAACUACACGAAACGUUUACCCAGGAGCGCGCACCCAACGACAAGAAGGACAUCAUGGCGGAGAUUGUCGAAUUCAUCCACAACUCUCAGAAGAAAGUACCUAAUCGAAGUGCUGGGGAGGUUGACCGUGUCCGACACUGGUUCGUUCACGAUAUCGAGAAGAUGGAGACCUUUGUGGCCUGGGGGUACGAGGUUAUCAAGUACAUGUACAAGGACCACAUUCUCGACGACAUACGAAUCACCCGCCUGAUCCAUGAGGCUAUCCAACUCAACCUCGUAUCUCUGCGUAUGGCGUUACAAUACCGGAAAGACAAGCUUGCCUUCUACGGGCUCCAGGAGGAGGACAUGGAACAUGGCAUCCUACGAACUAUGGAUGACAGCCUCCCCGAGUUCUGGACCGGGUCACGCCACAUCGCGAACAACCUGCGACGUCUCGUCGAACUGAGCCACACCUGGCUUGAUCAGUACUACCCUGCGAAGGACAAGCCGAAGCAACCGGAUCCAAAGCUCAUGGAACGUAUCAACACUGAGAUGGCACCCCUGACAGAUUGUUACCUCGUCGCUCUGCUCGAGCAGUGUCGCUGGAGCGCUACCCAGCACGAUUCCAAGAUGAUUCAAUUAUCGGAGCAAUUCAACAAAAUUUACGAUGUCGAUCAAAACGACAAGAUCCUGGCGCUGCUUCGUCUCGGCAAGUGGGAUGAAAGCACAAGCAUCGCUGAGAAACAUCGAUCGUGGAAGGCUCUUGCUGUAUCGUUGAUUGAGCAGAUCCAUGGACUACGGAAGGAAAUCGACCUGACGGCCUCGGCCGCAGACAUCCCCGCUCUUCGAUCUAAAGCGGAGCGGAAGGAGGCACAGAUUGGAGUGUACUUUGACAAGUACGGCGAGGCUUUCGCCUUUCCCACGUACGACAUCCUACUCGAAAGCGAUAGUGUGCAAUCCGUUCUCGACUUUGCCUACGACAAGCAUGGGUACAAGACCAAGUUUCUCAGACAGAAGCCCGAGCUCGCGAGGAUAUCUUGGAUCAACGACAUUCAGGAGGAGAAGGACAUUGACCAUGCGGCGGAGACUCUGCUGGAUCUAGGCCUGAGCCGAGAGCAGCAGGUGUGGAAUAAGAAGAUCGAGCUCAGUCUGGGCAAACUAGCCCUGAUGGCAGAAGCAGAGCAGCCUUCUGAGUCCUCGCCAGGGCUAUUCGGGUCGAGGCGCGUCAAUAAACUCACCGUUGCCAAGGACGAGGCCAAGCAAGAAGAACAACUCGACGAAAUCGACAACGAGCUAGCCAUCAUCCAGAUCCAGGACGACCUAUAUAAGCAGAUCUACCCAAGCGCCAGUGUAGCCGUGGAUGACUCUGCGGCCCUCGACCUUGCCAUGGAGAGCCACGCGACGAACAUUCCGCGAAAGCAAAAGGCUCUGAACCAGAUUUUCGAGAAUGGCAUGAGGCGGCUCCUUAAGCACGAAGCCCUCGACGCCAUGACGCUCAUUGAUAUGCUCACCUUGGUCGCGCUCAAGCCUGAAACAGCCAGCGAAAUGCAGGAUCCUUUCUACCUCGCCUUGCAGGUUGCAGACCACGGCUUGAAGAGCGAGGAGCUCAAGAUGGCCAAGCGUCUCAUCUGGAGGCGAUGCUACAUCAGGGAUGACUGGAUGAAGCUCAACGACACCCAGCUCAAGGACGAUGCUCAGGUCCAGGAAGCACUUGGCGAGACGGCGCUGUUCGGCGCCCUCAUCACGGGCUAUCAUCAUCAAACUCUCGAGACGCCCUUCCACUAUGUCCGUCCAUCUGAGGCGCUCGGUGCCUUUGUCGACGGCCCCGAUCGUCGUUUCCACGACAUGGACAAGCCAUUCCGAGAGAAGCUUGUCCAGAACUCGAAGGAGGAGGACACGCUGCUUCGCAAGUACAUUGACAAGGCGCGCCUGGAGAAAUGGGCGAGGUCCACGGCCGAGACGGCCGAGACAGAGGUUGCGGCCUACGCGGACGAGCAGACCAGGGCCGGGGCGGAGCAGACGGAUGGGGACGCAGAGUCGCUCGACGAGACACACAGCAGUCUCCGACUGAACGGCAGCACAAACGGGAUUCACUAA